AUGCAGAUAAGGAAUUGUUCUUUCUUCUUUCCUUUCCAAAAAAAAAAAAAAAGAGAAAUUCUUGUUUUUUUUUUAUUCUCGCACUCGAUUUUCUUUCGCUUUUCUCGUCCUAGGUUUUUCUUUUCUUUUCUUCUUAUACCACAUCUCGAGCGAUUCAACGUUACCGUAUACAACCGAUACAGCGAGCGAUUCAACGUUACCGUAUACAACCGAUACGGUUCAACGUUACCGUAUAAACCACGAUACAGCGAGCGAUUCAACGUUACCGUAUACAACCGAUACAGCGAGCGAUUCAACGUUACCGUAUACAACCGAUACAGCGAGCGAUUCAAAGUUACCGUAUACAACCGAUACAGCGAGCGAUUCAACGUUACCGUAUACAACCGAUACAGCGAGCGAUUCAAAGUUACCGUAUACAACCGAUACAGAGAGCGAUUCAACGUUACCGAUACAGUGAGCGAUUCAAAGUUACCGUAUACAACCGAUACAGCGAGCGAUUCAACGUUACCGUAUACAACCGAUACAGCGAGCGAUUCAAAGUUACCGUAUACAACCGAUACAGAGAGCGAUUCAAAGUUACCGUAUACAACCGAUACAGCGAGCGAUUCAAAAUUUACAGAAGUUGCUCAGUCAGUUCAUGAUAAGGUGACACACGCUGUUACUGACAAUGCUUCUUCUAUUAUUCCGCUUCUUUCUAUCGACAAUAAAAAUCGAUUUUGUCCCUUUUCUUUUUCUUUUUCGAAAAAAUAUUGCAAUCUCUAUCGAUCAAUGUCAUUUCCACUUCGUCUAUCUUUACAAUCCUUUUGCUAUAGCUUCCUUCUUUCUUUCUUUUUUCUCCCUCUCAUUUCAUGUUUUGUUCUGUUUUUCUCCCUCCACCUUUCUAUGUCUCGUUUCCUCCUCUUGUUUUCCUCUGCUUCUUUUUCAAAACUCUCUAUCUCAUCUCUUCAGCUUGUCUUCGGUCUUUUUCCUUCUCGCUAUGUGUCCCUUUUGUCAUGUUUCGCUGCUUCUAUCAUAUCUCUUAAGCUGAUCAGUUCUCAGAUCUUUAUUUGUCCUCUAUCUCUCUCUCUAUUUAUUUUUAUUACUUGCCAUAAGCAGAUAAAUUUAUGGAUUUCUUUUAGUAGUGUUAGCUUCUUUUUUCUUUUUUUUCUUUUUUUUUUUUUUUUUUUUUUUUUUCUUUUUUUUUUUUUUUUUCUUUUUUUCUUUUUUUUUUUUUUUUUUUUUUCUUUUUCUUUUUCUUUUUCUUUUUCUUUUUCUUUUCUUUCUUUUCUUUUUUUUUCUUUUCUCUUUCUUUCUUUUCUUUUUUUUCUUUUCUUUUUUCUUUCUUUCUCUUUUCUUUCUUUCUCUUUUCUUUUCUUUCUCUUUUCUUUCUCUUUCUCUUUUCUUUUUUCUUUCUCUUUCUUUUCUUUCUUUUUCUUUCUCUUUCUUUUUCUUUUUCUUUUCUUUCUCUUUUCUCUUUUCUUUCACUUCUUUCUCUUUUUUAUUUUCUUUCACUCUUUUUUCUUUUCUUUCACUCUUUUUUCUUUUCUUUCACUCUUUUUUCUUUUCUUUCACUCUUUUGUCUGUUAUAACGAUAAUAGUUUCGUUGCUGAAUCCAAAUCCAAAAUAUUGUCUUUUAUUGCUACUUUAAAUAGAGCACUUUCUUUUUUUUCUUUUUUUUUUUUUGUUCUUUCCUUUUUCCUUUGGUCUUUUCUUUUUUUUUUUUUUCCUUUGGUCUUUCCUUUUUUCUUUUUACUCUUCUUCAUUUUUCUUUCCAUUUUUCUCUGUCCCUUCUUUCUUUCCAUCUUUCUUUCUUUCUUCUUUCCACAAUAUCACGUCUUUCCAUCUUUUUCUUUCUUCUUUCCAUCUUUCUUUUUCUUCUUUCUUUCUUCUUUCCAUCUUUCUUUUUCUUCUUUCUUUCUUCUUUCCAUCUUUCUUCUAUCUUUCUUCUUUCCAUCUUUCUUCUAUCUUUCUUCUUUCCAUCUUUCUUCUUUCCAUCUUUCUUCUUUCCAUCUUUCUUCUUUCCAUCUUUCUUCUUUCCAUCUUUCUUCUUUCCAUCUUUCUUCUUUCCAUCUUUCUUCUUUCCAUCUUUCUUCUUUCCAUCUUUCUUCUUUCCAUCUUUCCUUCCUUCCAUCUUUCCUUCCUUUCUUCUUUCCUUUCUUCUUUCCUUUCUUCCUUCAUGAUGAUCCCUUUCUUUCCAAUAAACACAUUCUUAUUUUAGUCAUCCUUACUGAUAUUUAUUCUUCCUUCAUAUUCAAAGACAAAAAGGAAAUAGCCUCUUUGCUUUCUGCAUUGACUUUUUCUCUUCAUAUGUGUCUAUGUGGUUAA
This is a messenger RNA of Acanthosepion pharaonis, 2304 nucleotides long. NCBI's taxonomy places the organism in Eukaryota, Metazoa, Mollusca, Cephalopoda, Sepiida, Sepiidae. The record is from the annotation of a GenBank genome assembly.